GUUGUGUUGUGCAAAUUGUCCCAACAUUCCAUCCUGCUUUACUGGGCGACCGAUGCAGAACGCGUCAAUGCUGCGACAGUGCCCGCUGCUGGUACCCCAGGACCUGCAUGGGAGAGUGUAUGAUGGCUUCCUCAGCCUCCAGGAUAAGGAUUUUCGAGUGCGGAUAAAUUUACCUGCAGAUCUGCAGCUACAAAAUGCAAAAAUUCAGUGCAGUUGGCCAUUAAAGAAUGCUUUGCAAGGUUAUCAGCAUAUUUUGAAACAGAGGCUACAACAUAGUCCUAAUUUAGCUAGUUUUAUGAUGGAGCUAAAGACUAUCUUGGAAGCUGCUCUGAAGAAUACAAAUGUAUUACAGACACCUCCUGCCCCCCAGUACUAUUCUUGUCUUGUGAAAGAUAUUGAGGACCUGGGCUGGGAUAAAUUAUUGUUUGUAGACACGGACUUCAGCACCAUCAACUUAAAAAUUGAAGAUUCUUGUGGUCGAGAACACCUAAUCAAAUUAAAGUUAAAUGCAAAGUAUCCUAAUGAGGCCCCUGAUUGCAGUAUAGAACUACCAGUUCCAUUUGCCAUCUCAUGGACACCGAAGAGUACCCUGCAAAAUAUAUAUAAUCAAGUUUUAGCAACACUGGAGUCCUUAAAAGAUUUUUGGGAUGCUUUAGAUGAAAUUGACAAGAAUACCUGGGUCCUGGAACCAGAAAAACCCACUCGCAGUGCCACUAUGAGGAGGAUUGCACUUGGUACCAAUGUAUCAAUUACAAUUGACCUUGAUCCUAGACAUCCCACCAUGCUUCCUGAGUGCUACUUUCUUGGAGCAGACCAUGUGGUAAAUCCCUUAAAAGAUAAACUGAAUUCCAAUAUACAUUUAUGGGAUCCAGAGAACGGCUUGCUGCAAAAUUUGAAAGAUGUCUUGGAAAUUGAAUUCCCAUUAAGGUCUAAUUUAGAAAAAGCAGAUUUUAGCAUGGACUGUGGUAUAUGCUAUGCUUAUCGGCUUGAGUCUGCCAUUCCAGAUCAGGUGUGCGAUGAUCCUCGGUGUGGGCAACCAUUUCAUCAAGCGUGCUUAUACGAGUGGUUAAGAGGACUUCCUUCCAGUAGACAAAGCUUCAAUGUCAUGUAUGGUGAAUGUCCUUAUUGCAACAAGCCAAUUACUCUGAAGCUAUCUGCUAAAAGAUCUUGAGGUUUCCACCUGCUAGCAAUUCUUGAAUAUGAGUAAAGGAAAAACAAAGAUGCC
Molecule: messenger RNA, 1225 nt
Organism: Pelobates fuscus (common spadefoot toad)
Lineage: Eukaryota; Metazoa; Chordata; Amphibia; Anura; Pelobatidae
Gene: FANCL
Product: FA complementation group L
Exons: 14
Coding region: 53-1171 (372 amino acids)
Biological process (GO): interstrand cross-link repair; protein monoubiquitination
Cellular component (GO): Fanconi anaemia nuclear complex; nucleus
Molecular function (GO): ubiquitin protein ligase activity
Source: RefSeq, a predicted model, not a curated record